This is a messenger RNA of Heterocephalus glaber (naked mole-rat), 7004 nucleotides long. RefSeq names its product angiotensin converting enzyme 2 (gene Ace2). Gene Ontology annotation, molecular function: metallopeptidase activity; peptidyl-dipeptidase activity. Lineage: Eukaryota; Metazoa; Chordata; Mammalia; Rodentia; Bathyergidae. Gene Ontology annotation, cellular component: plasma membrane. Gene Ontology annotation, biological process: proteolysis. The record is from RefSeq and is a predicted model, not a curated record.
UUUAUCUGUGACAUGUCUACACCCUGGGAAUAAGAACUGAGUCAGCUCCUGAGAUUCAACAGAAUGACUGCUAAGGUCUCUUUAUAUUCUGUGUCGCCAUGAUCCCUUGGCUUUGGAUGACCAGCACUUGACAUCGACACUCUUUGGAUUUCAUUCAUGUGGAGGCAUUCUUACUUUGUGAUGACCUCAACUGAGUUUUAAACAGUGCCCAACCCAAGUUCAAAGGCUGAGGAGAGAGAAAAACUCACGAGGAGAUUUUACUCUAGGGAAAGUUGUUCAGUGGAUGGGAUCCUGGCUCACAGGGAAAGAUGUCAGGCUCUCUUUGGCUCUUUCUCACCCUCGUUCCUGUAACUGCGGCUCAGCUCACUAGGGAGGAGCAGGCCAAGACAUUUUUGGACAAGUUUAAUCAGGAAGCUGAAGAUCUGUCAUAUCAAAGUUCACUUGCUUCUUGGAAUUAUAACACCAAUAUUACUGAGGAGAAUGUCCAAAAGAUGAAUGAGGCUGGUGCCCUUUGGUCUGCAUUUUAUGAAGAACAGUCAAAGCUUGCCAAAGCUUAUUCACUACAAGAAAUUCAGAAUCUCACAGUCAAGCGUCAGUUACAGGCCCUUCAGCACAGUGGGUCUUCAGUGCUUUCUACAGACAAGAACAAACAGUUGAACACAAUUCUAAAUAUGAUGAGCACCAUCUAUAGUACUGGAAAAGUUUGUAACCCAAAUAAUCCACAGGAGUGCUUACUGCUUGAACCAGGUUUGGAUGACAUAAUGGCAAAGAGCACAGACUACAGUGAGAGGCUCUGGGCAUGGGAAGGCUGGAGGUCUGAGGUUGGCAAACAGCUGAGGCCAUUAUAUGAACAGUAUGUGGCCCUGAAAAACGAGAUGGCAAGAGCAAACAAUUAUGAGGACUAUGGGGAUUACUGGAGAGGUGAUUAUGAGGCAGAGGGAGCAGAUGGCUACGACUACAGCCGGAACCAGUUGAUCGGAGAUGUGGAACGUACCUUUGCUGAGAUUAAACCAUUAUAUGAACAACUCCAUGCCUAUGUGAGAGCAAAGCUGAUGAAUGCCUACCCUUCCCGUAUCAGUCCAAUUGGAUGCCUCCCUGCUCAUUUGCUUGGUGAUAUGUGGGGUAGAUUUUGGACAAAUCUAUACCCUUUGACAGUUCCCUUUGGACAGAAACCAAACAUAGAUGUUACUGAUGCGAUGGUGAGCCAGUCCUGGGAUGCAGAGAAGAUAUUCAAGGAAGCUGAGAAGUUCUUUGUGUCUGUUAGCCUUCCUCAUAUGACUCAAGGAUUCUGGCAAAACUCCAUGCUAACUGAGCCAGGAGAUGGCCGGAAAGUGGUCUGCCAUCCCACAGCUUGGGACCUGGGGAAGGAUGACUUCAGAAUCAAGAUGUGCACAAAGGUGACAAUGGACCACUUCUUGACAGCUCACCACGAGAUGGGACAUAUCCAAUAUGACAUGGCAUAUGCCAUUCAACCUUUCCUGCUAAGAAAUGGAGCUAAUGAAGGGUUCCAUGAAGCUGUUGGGGAAAUCAUGUCACUUUCUGCAGCUACACCUAAGCAUCUGAAGUCCAUUGGUCUCCUACCACCGGAUUUUCAUGAAGAUAGUGAAACAGAAAUAAACUUCCUACUCAAACAAGCACUCACGAUUGUUGGAACUCUGCCCUUCACUUACAUGUUAGAGAAGUGGAGGUGGAUGGUCUUCCGCGGUGAAAUUCCCAAAGAGCAGUGGAUGAAAAAGUGGUGGGAGAUGAAACGAGAGAUAGUUGGUGUGGUGGAGCCAGUGCCUCAUGAUGAGACAUACUGUGACCCUGCAUCUCUGUUCCACGUUUCUAAUGAUUACUCAUUCAUCCGGUAUUACACAAGGACCAUCUACCAAUUCCAGUUUCAGGAAGCCCUUUGUCAAGCAGCUAAACAUGUAGGCCCCCUGCACAAAUGUGAUAUCUCAAAUUCCACUGAAGCUGGGCAGAAGUUGCUCAAUAUGCUGAGACUUGGAAAAUCAGAACCCUGGACCUUAGCAUUGGAAAAUGUUGUAGGAGCAAAGAAUAUGGAUGUAAGACCACUGCUUAACUAUUUUGAGCCCUUGUUUACCUGGCUGAAAGACCAGAAUAGGAAUUCUUUUGUGGGGUGGAGCACCGAGUGGAGUCCAUAUUCUAAAGAAAGCAUCAAGGUGAGGAUAAGCCUCAAAUUGGCUCUUGGAGAUAACGCAUACCAAUGGAAUGCUAAUGAAAUGUACUUGUUCCGGUCAUCUAUUGCAUUUGCCAUGAGAAAGUAUUUUUUAAAAGUAAAAAACGAGAUGGUUCCUUUCAGGGCGGAGGAUGUAUGGGUGAGUGAUGAGACACCAAGAAUCUCCUUCAUCUUCAUUGUCACUGCACCUAAUAAUAUAACUGACAUCAUUCCUAGGAGUGAAGUUGAAGAUGCUAUCAGUAUGUCCCGGAGUCGUAUCAAUGACAUUUUUGGCCUGGAUGAUAACAGUCUGGAGUUUCUGGGGAUUCAGCCAACACUUGGACCUCCUUACCAGCCGCCUGUCACCAUAUGGCUGAUUGUUUUUGGAGUUGUGAUGGGAUUGGUAUUGGUUGGCAUUGUCAUCCUAAUCAUCACUGGGAUCAGAGAUCGGAGGAAGAAAAAUCGAACAAAAAGAGAAGAAAACCCUUACUCUUCUGCAGACACUGGUAAAGGAGAAAAUAAUAUAGGAUUCCAAAACAGUGAGGAUAUUCAGACUUCAUUUUAGAAAAAUCUGUCUUUUUCCUCCUGAGGUGAUUGUAUUAUAAGUAAAUGUUAAUUUCAUGGUAUAGAAAAUAUACAAUUAUAAAGAUGUCAUUAAAUAUCAAAACUAUGGCUGUGUUCAGGAAAAGUUGGCCGAAGACCAUAUGACUGAGGAGUGGGUAUCUUUACUGUUUUUGCUUUCAGUAUUUAUUUCUGCCUCAGGACUUGACUUCUCUUCUGCUUCCUCAUGUCUAUAUUAGAAUAAAAAAGAGAAAGUAUGUCUUUGGCCUCCCUCCCGGGCUGUCCAGAGAUAGGGGAAAUGCAAAUGUCUGCUGAAUAACUAGAGUUGGAAAGCAAAAAGGAUAUGUCUCUAUGUCACAGGAGCAGGUGCUGGACCUUGUGUAAAAUCAGUGCUGGUAAAGUGGUGGGAUUGCAGGGAUUGAGAUGAGACCCACUGUUCACUUUUACUUAAUCCAAGUGAGAAGGAUGAAGGAUGACAUGCUUUAUUUACACCAACUUGAUUCAAGCUCUACAGUAAUUUGCCCACAGUGAUGUUUGAAUGGACCAUGCCUUCUUCAGGGUGGCAGGGCUAGAGAAAGAAGAAAAGAGAAUCCAGAGCAUGGACAGGGGACACUGCCUUUUCACUUUCAAGCUGCUUGGCCAACAUUUCCCUAGCACUAGCACAGGUGCCUCCACAAUCCCCCAGAACAUGCCUGAAACUCGCUUUCAUUAUUCUCUAACUGUAGAGUGAUUGGAAAUUGCAACUGAAUGUUCCCCCUCUGAAGUGAGAACCCGAUCUCUUACAUCUUUUCUAUUCUCCCACGUUGUCUGAGUAGUGCUGAGCACAAAGCAUACACUCAAUAAACACCUAUUAGAUGUAUACACUCCUGGGGUCUUCUGCAUAUCUAUGUACCGGGACUUCUGUCCAUUAUAUCUUCUCUUCACUUCUAUAGAGGAAACUGUUGCCUGACUAUCUGGGACCUUUGACCUCCAGAUGACUUCGAAUGUAUCCUAAAUUUUCAAAUUGCUUUAUUGGACAAAGCAAUUGUAAAAUCAGUUAAAAAAGAAUUGUAUUCUGAAUGUAUCAUUGCCAAGUUAGGAACCAAACCUAGUACCCUAGAAGUGCUUUUAUAUUUCUCAGAGUACUUAGCCUAGUUCUGAGCACAGCAUCUACUACAUACCUGGAGACUGAUUAAAACUACACUAAAUAGAUUAACAUAUCCAAGCUUUACCCAUUAAGUCAUAUUAUAUUGUGGCCAGAAUAAUGGCCACAAUACUGACUUUGCACUUAAUAAAUUCAAUGUGGUAAUGGUAAUAGUGGAUAGAUUAGCUAGGUCAGGGCAGAAUGACUUUCAGAAUCCCCUGUAAAGUAGCCUCAAGAUAAUCAAAUGGGGCUGGGUAACUUGAGGCUCUUCAGCAUCUUUUCAUUUUAUCUGAUACUCAGGUAGCAAUAAGAGUUUUUCUGUCUUUGCCUGAGAUCCAUGUCCCUCCACUCAAGCUUCCUCAAUACUAUAUGUUUCACCAUCUUGCCAUUCAUUGGGCCCAUAGCUUGGAGCAACAUACAAUAGCAUUUUCUCCUUAUUUGCAUUGUUUCAUUGCCAACAAUGCCCAGCACAGAAAUUAGGAAAACUUGCUCAUUUCCUUGACUUAAUCUUGUGUUUUUUUUUUAACCAGUGAAGUCCUCAUUUUGCCUACCAGGUAAGGUUUGUGGUCCUUCACUAAUGCAACAGCAUCCUCUGAGAGGAUGGAGACUCUACAAAGAAGGCAAAGGUGGGAGUUGGUAAACUAUGACCCAUGGGCCAAAUCUUGAUCAUUAUCUGUUUUUGCAUAACCUGUGAGUUAACAAUGAUUUUUGUAAUUUUUAAUGGUUGAGGAAAGAAAAUAGAGUAUUAUUGUAGGACAUAUGAAAAUGAUAUGAAAUUCAAAUUUCAGUGCCUAUAAGUAAAGUUUUAUUGGAACCCAACCAUGCCCAUUCAUUUUCAUAUUGUCUAGGGCUGCUUUCCUGCUACAAAGUACAGCUGAGUGGCUGACAGAGAUGGUAUGGCCUACAAAGUCUUUUACAGGGUAACUUUACUGAUCCCUGGGCUAAAAGGAAGCAAGGAUGAAAUGAAGUUAGAAAUGUGAAAGGCUCCUGUGGAGCUCAGAGACCUGAGGAACAUUUGUUUAUGAAAUCUGAAGCUAUUCUCUGACUGUUUCCUUCCUGAGGAUGUAACUAUUUUUAUGGGGUUCAGUUGACAUGAUUAGGCCAGGUGCUGCUUUCUUCUUCCGUGAUGUCCCUCAAUGAAUUAUUCUCCCUCAUGUGAGAUCCAUCCCUCCCCCAUUUAGCUAAAGAUGGGGCCUUCGGUCCAAUCUCUCCUCCUUAUACUCCCACUCUCAAGUCUAUUACGUUGAAAUCUUCCUCUUAAUCAACUCAAGUCUAUAUGCUAUGAAUUUUGACUUUUGGAUUUCACCUAGAAAAUGGUUUAUCUGAAGUUGCUCUCUGACUUGUCCUUUGGGAAAAUUUUUAUCACAAGUCUGCCUUUUUCUUCACUCCUUAGAAAGUAUAAGCUGAUUCUUGGUUUAAAAUUAUAACAGCAAAUGUACAUAUAACCAUAAAGCACAGUUGAAGCACAUUUUAAAAGUCAUUAUGCGUGUUUUAAGAUAGUACAAACAUUCUUCCUUACUUGGCUCCUCCUGGCAUCACUGGACUUAUUUUCUGAUAAACCUCUCAUAGCACCUUAAAUUCGUGCUUGACUUAAUUUUUGGAGCCAGGCUUCUAAGCAAGGCUUUGGCUUCUUUUCAUAGCAAAUAAUUCUGUAUAAUUUGAAAUUUUGCAAUAAGCAUGUAUUACUUUUGUUAUAAAGCAGAUUAUUUUUCAAAGAUCAAAUAUAGAAAAAUAAAGGGAAGAAAGGAAACAGUUGAAGAGGGAAAGAAAGGCCAGCAGUGUGUGGUACAAGUUCUUGUUGGACAACAUCUGAGAGAGCAGCAGGCCUGAUGCCCCACCCCACUGGGGUUUGUGUCACUUGGACCUUCUUUUCCCUUUGGCAGGAAAGAACCUGGCACUUGGGAAAUACUAAACAAAUCAAUGGAUGAAUGUAUAAAUGCCCUAGUGAUUAUUUUCAAAGUUACAUUCCAUUGUACAUUGAAGUUCAUAUAUCUCUGUUAAAAGUAGAAGACUAUUAUCAAGUAUUGGUUCUCUCUGAAAUGAAAGAAUCAUUAAAUGUCAGGAAACAAAUAGCAAGAGGAAACAUUUAAGCUAGCUGAUAGGGGAGAGAAGAAGUGGGAUGAGAAAGAGUCUCUUGGGGAGGUUAUUAACUUAUAUCUGAAAAAUAGCAGUAGGACUUAAUUGGGAUGUCGUGUCAUUAUAAUAGUAACCUUCACAUAAACUUUCCCUCUCCCUUCUUGACAUUAUAAGAGAGACAAUGAAAUCUAAAAGAUAACAUCUAUGGGCUCAACAUCAGGCUCUGAAGAAGGGAAUUUCCCAGGAACAGUUUAAAGCUAAAAUGCCUUUUAUAAUAGCCACGAGAAGCUAAAAUAGCACUUCUAUAUCUUUAAGAUGGAAGACUGAAACAGAAACUGUAGCUGUCAAGUGAGGCAGAAGCCCCCAAGCCCCAAACUCAAGAGUUUAAUAUGAUUAGAAAGAAACAUUGUCUUCAAUCCUAGAAAUAAGACCACGGUUUCACUGAGUUGUGACUGAUAAUGAUUAAGGUGAAGGUUAAGGAAAAAGGUAUCAAAAAUGUAUGUCAGCAUAUUUUUUGUAAUAAACUCAUCAAAUCUUUUAUUAUUAUUAUAAUUGUUAACACAUAUUAAUUGUUUAAAUUAAUGGGUUUCACUACUUAUCAGAACUUAACCAUGGCUAUGUUACAUCUUUGUCAUCACAGACAGUUUUACUUUACUCUCAUGUUCCCCUUAAAAUGCUUGCGUUCAGCCAUGGGCCAGAGUACUUUGUCUUCAAUAAAAAGGGACUGUUUCAGUCUCAUGUUCAGUCUCAUACUUGGGAACAUAGACGUCUGAGGAAUUGACUGAAUAAUUUAAGACCAUCCCACUGUACCAAAUCAAGAUUGCCAGAAGUCUAGUGGAGAAGCUGAUAGAUUCAUGAAAUUGCUGACUCAAAAUCUGCAGAAUUUUAUUAUGUUUUCCAAGAAAUUAAAUGAAUGAGCUAAAUUUGAUGUCUUGCAUCCCCAUUUAUUUAAUAGAUUUUAAAUUGAACACUAUGUUUCUUGACUAUGUGUGACAUAUUUAAUAUAUUGUGUAAUAAUAUUAUUUAACUUUAAUAUUAUGUUUGUAUGCACACUGACAUAAAGAACCAUUGUUCUAAUCUGAA